Tachysurus fulvidraco (yellow catfish) is the source of this 1116-nucleotide messenger RNA. It is a transcript of the gene crygmx, whose product is annotated as crystallin, gamma MX. NCBI's taxonomy places the organism in Eukaryota, Metazoa, Chordata, Actinopteri, Siluriformes, Bagridae. Gene Ontology annotation, biological process: lens development in camera-type eye; visual perception. The record is from RefSeq and is a predicted model, not a curated record. The transcript has 6 exons. Gene Ontology annotation, molecular function: structural constituent of eye lens. Bases 1 to 846 code for a protein of 281 amino acids.
AUGCCUGUGCUGAAGGAGCUUGUUCGGGUUUACCAACCCACUGAUAAAUACUUGCAGCCCAAAUGUGACACUAUUUCACCUCAUGUGAAGAAGCCAAACUUGCCUCUGAGCCUUCUGGGGGAACUCGGUACGUCCUGUGGACUGCAGAGCAUACAGUAUGCAGAUCGAGGCUGCAACAUUCAUGACUGGCUCAACUCCAUGAUCACAAAAGGCUUCAUGUAUCCCAACCUUAGCUUCACACAAAUCCAUGUGCCAUGGCCAGUCUAUAAAGAGGCGCUGACCUGUAAAUGGGCCUCAUCUGAUCUGAACAGACUCACUAUGGGCAAGAUUUUCUUCUUCGAGGAAAAGAAUUUCCAAGGCCGUCACUAUGAGUGUAGUGGUGACAGCGCAGAGUUGCAGCCCUACCUCACCCGCUGUAACUCCAUCCGUGUCGAGAGCGGCUGCUGGAUGGCUUAUGAGAAAUCAAACUUCUCUGGCUAUCAGUACAUGCUGCACAAGGGAGAAUACCCUGAUUACCAUCACUGGGCAGGCUUUAAUGAUCGCAUCCAUUCCUGCCGCAUGGUGCCUUCUCACCAAGGAGACUACAAGGUCAAGAUCUUUGAGCGCUCUGAUUUUGGAGGCCAGGCCAAGGAACUGAUGGAGGAUUGCCCAGAUUUGCGCACGUGUUUCCACAGUGGUGAAAUCCUCUCUGCAAACGUCAUGGAAGGUUACUGGAUCUUUCACGAGCACCCCAACUACAGUGGGCGCCAGUACUUCCUGCACCCUGGGGAGUACAGGAGGUGUAGUGAUUGGGGCAGUACCAGUCCCGCUACAGGCUCCUUGAAACGGAUCACUGAGAUCAACUAAAAAGAUUUUCUGUCUAAAAUAGCAAACUAAUCAUGCCUGGUUGUCAAGUGCUUCCAGUGUGAUCUGAUCUUCUCAGUUGACCAUAGCUUGAAUGUGGAAUCAAUAUGUAACACGAAUUCAUGUUGAUAUAUAUAUAUAUUUUUUGGCCACUGUUUGAGCUAUACAUUAGCUAAAACAAACGUUUGCAUCUUUUGUGUGUUGACAAAUUGUACGCUUACCCAACAUCUGAACCUAUAUUGCUAAAAGUGACAGUAAAUUGAAAUUAAAUUA